Frankliniella occidentalis (western flower thrips) is the source of this 1947-nucleotide messenger RNA. RefSeq names its product kallikrein 1-related peptidase b9-like. The record is from RefSeq and is a predicted model, not a curated record. Gene Ontology annotation, biological process: proteolysis. The coding region runs from base 422 to 1339 and encodes 305 amino acids. Gene Ontology annotation, molecular function: serine-type endopeptidase activity. NCBI's taxonomy places the organism in Eukaryota, Metazoa, Arthropoda, Insecta, Thysanoptera, Thripidae. The transcript is spliced from 5 exons.
AGUUUUCUUAUGUUCAAAAGACGAAAUGACGCUUAAUUUUUCUUUUACGUUCGUUUUGCAGUGGAAGGUGCUGAUUUGAAAAGCAAAGCGACACGUCACUAGAAAAUCCCGGAACGCCACAAGCAACCAAGCAUUGAGGAGGGGUAGGAAGGGGGAGGGUCUUUCCCUCUGGUAGAGACAGUCUUGAGGACUGUCUAGAGGAGCGCCCUACCCUAGCGAGGUCAAGCGCGACGCGAGGCACCGGCACGCUUGGCUCCCCAGGGCACCCCACCUUACCCCAUGCCAGCCCACCCCCCGGGCCAUCCCACCUACCCCGCGGAGGGGGCGGUUUGGGGUGUUCGCCAGCUCCGCCAGCUGCUGGGGCGCAUCGCGCGCGACCCUGCCAACUGUUGUUCAGUUGGCGGCACGGCAGCCCUACGGCAUGGCGGUGGCGGGGGCCGCGCUGCUGGCGGGGGCGGCGCUGCUGCUGGCGGCUCCGGGGGCGGUGCAGGCCGUGGCGGGGGGCGUGCCCGUCAGGGAGAGGGAGUACCCGUACGUGGCCGCGUUCGUGCGUCGCACCGGGACUUGCACUGCCAUCAUCCUCACGGAGCACUGGCUCCUCACCGCAGCGCACUGCUUCACCAUGCGCAGCCGCUCCCAGGACAACCCCUACCUGUCGGACGUGUACGCGGGGCUGGUGGACGUGUCGCGGGGCGCGCAGGAGGGCUGCGGCCCGGGCUGCCAGCACCGCGAGUCGCACGUGGCGCACAUCCACCCGCACUUCCGCGCGCGCGUCAGCCGCUCGCUGUACGACGACGCCCGCCACAACAACCUGGCGCUGGUGCACGUCAGCAAGGCCCUCUGGCUGGACACGGCCUGGGUGCGCGCCGCGGUGCGCGCGUCUCCGCCCAGCACAAUGUGCAGCUGCAAGCUGGUGGGCUUCGGCAUGGGCGGGGUCGGGCCGCACGCCUGGGCGCCCGGCCGCCUGCUCAAGGCGGAGCGCGUGCCCAUCCUGCCGUUCAAGCUGUGCCCGCCGUCGCGCGCGCCCCGCAUGCCCCGCGCCACGCUCUGCUCCGACUCGACGGCCGGCGUGGCGCCCUGCCUCGGGGACCCGGGUGCUCCCGUCGUCUGCGACGGCCACGUCAUAGGCAUGGCGCUGGGCGUGUACGAGAGCCGGUGGGAGUACACCGAGCACUCGUUCUACUGCGGCUUCUUCAAGUCGUGCAGCCUGUUCGGCCUGUACGCGUCGCUCGAGCCGUACGCCUCGUGGAUCGACAGCGUCGUGUUCCGGCCGUCGGGCGUCGUCAUGCCCCUGGCGGCCAACCUCAGCCUCAUCAGCGACCCGGACGCGACGUGCUGAGGGUACCGGGAUCGAGAGAAUGUGUUCCCACCCGCGACGGGAGACGGUUGUACUCCAGGACGUAAAUGGUGGGUGUUCCACCCCGCCCUUUAUUUUGGGUUCGGGAUCAUCCAGAAAAUACGUCCUUCAUCCGCUGUUAACAAUCAUCUGCCAACUGCUAAGUUCAGCCGACGCAAGCUCUCAUAGCGCCUGGUAGGUAGGCAACAUCUCGCCUGCAGUGCAUGCGUGUGAAGCGGGGUGGCCUACCCCAAAUCUCGCAGGCGCCUAGCCCCCGUUAUCAGCCAAAUAAAUCUGAGGAAAACGGACGUAGUUUCUGGAUGAUCCCCAUACUGUACCCGAUUCAAGAGGUGGGCGGCCUUGCUUGCCUGCAUCUGGUUUGUUAUAACAACAACGAAAAGGAUAGAACGGAUCACCCACCCUGUAUUAAUAUCUGCAGGAGGGCUUCUGCAAAAUGACUAAAUGACACAAGUAUUCUCAAUCACUGCCAAACAAGACAUGAUAGUAUUCGUUCAAAUCCAAAGAAAUCUCUUGUAAGUUAAUUGGUGCUUCUGUCCUUGGCCCUAGGACAUUAGUUCCCCCCACAUUGUGUUCUUGUUUCAACUUGUCCU